This is a messenger RNA of Zootoca vivipara (common lizard), 1068 nucleotides long. RefSeq names its product transmembrane protein 187 (gene TMEM187). Lineage: Eukaryota; Metazoa; Chordata; Lepidosauria; Squamata; Lacertidae. The record is from RefSeq and is a predicted model, not a curated record. Gene Ontology annotation, cellular component: transport vesicle.
GCUGCAGCUGUUUCAUAACCACAUUCACUGGAAGCAGCGUGACUGGAGUGGCUGCCAAGGAAACAGACAGGGCCUGUGUAUUAGGGGAAGGAGAAUCAAAGUCCACACUGGGAUAGGAAAACACCAAGCUCGGAAGCCUGCCUCUCACGGCCUGCGAAUUGCAUCUGGGAGGCUUUCGCCAAAGCAAGCAACAUGUUACAGCAGAAUAAUUGCUGCAGGAGCAGUUCGGCCGUUGUUCGAGAAGAACCCUCCAGAACUUUGGAAAGGACGGCGAGGAAACCAGGAGGCAGAGAACCACUCUUGCUGGUGUCUGGAGGUCUCCUGCUGUGUGUUGGACUUGUGGCUUCCGGAGUCUUUGACGGUGUUCACACAGAAGUUGGGUACGAGUACUAUGCUGAACCAACUGUGUCAGGAUUGCCUGCUGUACUGGCUAUGCCUGCCAAUUGUUUGGUCAACUUGGCCUACAUAUUUCUGGGCUGGCACUGGCUGCCUUCGGGUGACGAGAGGGGUCAAGCAUGCUACCUCCAGGAGGUCUUUGCCCUUAUGGCGCUUGCAUACGGGCCUGUACAAUGGGUGCGGCUCUGGACACAGCAUCACUGGGCGGCUGUCUUAGAUCAGUGGUUGACAUUGCCAAUUUUUGCUUGGGGUGUUGUCUGGUGUCACUUUCUGGAGCACGGGUGGCAGCCAGGCACCUUCCUGGCCAUGGAAGCAGCGUCACUGACGAGCUAUGUUCUGGCAUUGCUUCACCCCCAAGGCUUUGAGCUGGCAUUGAGCGGACAUAUAUUUAUAAUUGUUUGGAGAGCACUGAAGGCGCAGAGGCAUUUGGGUAAUGCUACGUCAGCUUGGAACCUGGUGCUAGGAUUGGUCUCUUGCCUGGGCUUUGUAAGCCUUAAGCUGUGGGACCAGGAGCUGGCACAAUGGGCACUUUUCCGCCGGCUUACUGGCCACUUUUGGUCCAAGAUCUGUGAUGUUCUGCAGUUCCAUUUUGCCUUCCUCUUUUUUACCCAGCUGAGCAGGCGCCAGCUCUGGUCUCAGUGAAUUAGUCCACAAUCUUCACAUGCCAAUUUU